Messenger RNA from Drosophila busckii, 941 nucleotides. RefSeq names its product pyrimidodiazepine synthase (gene GstO2). The coding region runs from base 100 to 849 and encodes 249 amino acids. Gene Ontology annotation, cellular component: cytoplasm. The record is from RefSeq and is a predicted model, not a curated record. Gene Ontology annotation, biological process: glutathione metabolic process. The transcript has 2 exons. Gene Ontology annotation, molecular function: glutathione dehydrogenase (ascorbate) activity; glutathione transferase activity. NCBI's taxonomy places the organism in Eukaryota, Metazoa, Arthropoda, Insecta, Diptera, Drosophilidae.
AGUGCCUUGACAUUUGUUUCUCUUGCGUAAAUAGCUAAAGUAAAUUACAAACUUGAAAACUGCUUAAACAUUAAGGCAAACGUGAUUUUUAGAAAGGCUAUGAGCAUUCCAUUAAAGCACUUUAAGAAAGGUUCGUUGAAGCCCCAUCUACCAGAAGAUGGUGUAUUACGCUUCUACUCCAUGCGUUUCUGUCCAUACUCGGAGCGCGCCGCUUUGGUGCUGGCGGCCAAGAAGAUACCACACCACAAGAUCUAUAUAGACCUGAGCGAGAAGCCCGAUUGGUAUACGGACUACAGCCCGCUAGGCAAGGUGCCCGCCAUACAACUCAGCGCUGUGGCUGAUCAGCCGGCAUUAGUGGAGUCGCUAGUCAUAGCCGAAUAUUUGGAUGAAGAAUACCCGGAGCCCUCACUCUAUCCGGCCCAUGCACUACAAAAGGCCCAGGACAAAAUACUCAUAGAACGUUUGUCGCCAGCUGUAAGCGCUAUUUAUCCAGUUUUCUUUACGGCUGAUCCGCCAGCAGAUGCGUUGCAGAACUUUGAAACGGCGCUUGAUGUGUUCGAGCAGGAGUUAAAAAAGCGUGACACGCCCUACUUUGGUGGGCGUGCAGUGGGUAUGGUAGACUAUAUGAUCUGGCCGUGGUUUGAACGCUUUCCAGCUUUAAAGCUGCUGCUGACGGAUAAAUAUGAGCUAGAUAAUCAACGCUUCGGAAAGCUAUUGCAGUGGCGUGAGCUGAUGUUGCAGGAUGAAGCUGUGAAACAGGUGGCGCUGGAUAGCCAAGUGCAUGCCAAGUUUAUGCAGACUCGUCUAGAAGGGAAACCUAACUAUGAUGUGGCCUUUGAGGCAUUGUAGAGCUAAGAGAGAGAGAGAGAGAGAAAUUAAGUAUUUGAAAGGAUUAUACAGGCCUAAACAUAAGCGAAUAAAUAAGAGUAUGUGAAACUUUA